Messenger RNA from Dreissena polymorpha, 683 nucleotides. RefSeq names its product NADH dehydrogenase [ubiquinone] 1 beta subcomplex subunit 9-like. Gene Ontology annotation, biological process: mitochondrial electron transport, NADH to ubiquinone. Lineage: Eukaryota; Metazoa; Mollusca; Bivalvia; Myida; Dreissenidae. The record is from RefSeq and is a predicted model, not a curated record. The transcript has 4 exons. Bases 58 to 504 code for a protein of 148 amino acids.
GAUAAUAACCGGUUUGAAAAUGUUGAUUUUGAUCGAUGCGACCGUAGCAAAAACAAAAUGGCUACCAAUUUCUUGACUGCUGGUGCAUUGACACAUUCUCAAAAAGUCAUUCGAUUGUACAAAAAGUCUGCGCGCCUUGUUAACGGGUUAUGUCCACAAGAUCCAAUCAGACAAAGAUGGAAUGCAGUGCUGCUUCGAGAUAGGUUUGAGAAAAAUAAAAAUUUGGCAAUGCCAGAGGCAAUAGCUGCUUUGGAGGAUGGAGAAACUGAAUUCUUCAAAAAGAAGGAUCCAAACUUCUUCCAGUUCCCCCUAUCUCCUGGUGGAGUGGCUUAUGGCAGAGUUCUACCUUUUCCAGAUUUUUUGCUAGACAUGUGGCAUCCGUAUGAAAAGGCUCAGUACCCCCACUACUUCGCUGUGAGGGAUAUCCGCAAACGUGAAUACAUUGAGAGAUAUGAGAAAAUGGUCAAAGAGAGUGGUGUACACGUAGACGACCACCAUCACUGAAGUUAGGCAUUGGACAAUUAUGAUGUGAUUCAAAGUGCGAUAUAAUUGAUUGUGGUAUUUGUAGGAAUAAUAUUUAAACAUAUUGUACCAGUUUUUGGAAAUUCCAAAGAAAAUGUGAAAAUGGAAUAUGUAACUAACAAGAUGAAUUUUUCUGUUAUAAAUAAACGUGUUGAGUGACA